CAGGGGGCUGAAAAGGUGUCCCGAGAGACUUGUCAAUCGACGCGAGAACUGCCACGCCAGCACUUUUCCGACCUCGUUCACUGCAUUCAGAACCAACGACUCCCCCGACGAGCAAUCCACUCCUUUUUGCCGUGCGACCGACCCACAGGUCCAAUCCGUCUCCCAAAAACAGAAAUCGAGAUCGCGAAAGCAGCUCAGCUCAGCCCUUUUCCAACAUGACGCGCGCGCAGCAGACCAUCUCCAUCGCCCUCCUCGCGAGCUCUCUGUAUCUCGCGCUCUUCCUCCAGCUCAUCCCUCUCCCCGAGGUGGUCCAGACCCAGAUCGUCCCUGUGCUCCCCUUCUGGUUCAUUGUCGCCUUUGGCGCUAUGCUGCUCGCCCGCCUCGGCUGGGGUGUCCUCACCUUCAACGACACGCCCGAGGCCUACAAGGAGCUGAUGGUCGAGAUCGAGGAGGCCAAGGUGGACCUGCGGAGGCGGGGAGUCGACGUCGACUAAAUCGUGAUGGCAUAUGGCAUAGGGUGCCGCGGUGGGGAGAUGUUUAGACCUGGGCAGGCAACUCUGGACAUUGACUGGGGAACUCAUCAUCACUCUCGAACUUGAUCUCGGCUCUACAGGCCUGGUAUCUCAGUAAACCGAGUUUCCAGCACUGCGGCUACAGCAGGGCCUUGGCGCAAUCCCAGAGUUAUACAAUACAUGUCACUUCUGACCUCGCUAAAUCCAUGUGAUGCAUCCAUUGCUGCCCAGAAAUGGCAUCACACUACCAAUCCGACAGCGUUUCCACAAAUGGGUGUAUAUUAAACCGAUGAAAAGACAACUCUUGCCAACAUUGGG
Molecule: messenger RNA, 830 nt
Organism: Gaeumannomyces tritici R3-111a-1
Lineage: Eukaryota; Fungi; Ascomycota; Sordariomycetes; Magnaporthales; Magnaporthaceae
Product: dolichyl-phosphate mannosyltransferase polypeptide 3
Exons: 3
Coding region: 216-494 (92 amino acids)
Biological process (GO): GPI anchor biosynthetic process
Cellular component (GO): dolichol-phosphate-mannose synthase complex; endoplasmic reticulum membrane
Source: RefSeq, a predicted model, not a curated record